Porites evermanni is the source of this 369-nucleotide messenger RNA. NCBI's taxonomy places the organism in Eukaryota, Metazoa, Cnidaria, Anthozoa, Scleractinia, Poritidae. The record is from the annotation of a GenBank genome assembly.
GUGUCAAGUUUUCGUAUCUAUCCAUUCGUCACAACAGUUGUAGUGUCUAAAGGAACAGAAACCAACAAGUCUUUCGGCUUUCCGGCCUUGUCGCUCUGCAAUCUCAACGCUUUCAACACUCGGAGAUUUAGAGAUCUCUACAAUGGGUCGCCCAACGAACCUUUUAUUGAGAGAUAUAUCAAAGACAUUUCUCUUAUGGCAACAAAAUCAGAGGAGAUUUUAACAAAAGAAUUUAAAUCCAGAAACUUGGGACUUUUUUAUCGCUUUCGAACGGCCGACCAAACGUUGGGUGUGAAAGGCAUCAUGAGCCAUCAAGUUGCUGAAAUGCUGCUUCCAAGCAAGUCUCUCGGUUCCAUUCAUGCUCUUUAA